GUUUGCUCGUCGCGCGUUGAUGACGUCGCUGCAGCAGCAUUAGUAAAGGCUGCAGUUUGAGCAUCGGAACAGUUUAUUUCUGACUAAAGACAGCUUUAACUGCACACAGAAGGUGAGUAUACCCGCACUUUUAAUAUUCGUUUAACUGUCUGUGUGAAUAUUUCUCCUCUUAACUGUAAAUUAAUGGCUUUAUAAGUUCUCUGUAUCACAAAACGGAUUCAGAAAGUGAAAACCCAAACAUAAACUGCACGUUACAGUAGAAUUAAUCAACCAUUUCAAUGCAAAGAAACGGCGACAGCUGCUGCAUUUAUGAGCGUAAAGAGUCGUUUAAUAUGUCUAGAAAUAACACACUUCAAUAACAUGACGAUCACGGUGAUGCAUUUUUAUUUAGCUCAGUUUUAAAUGCGUCGGUUCAUAGUUUAAUCUGUAAUUUCUGUUCAUUCCUAAUUUACUUGAGCCAUAUGCCAAGUGUCCAAAGGAAAACGACCAAACCAAAACAAUAUGGCUUUCAGUGCAUAUUUAUCAUACGGAUAAAGUAUAAUGAUGUAACCAUGGUUACCAGGUUUGCUGCACAACUUUCUGUAUUAUUGUUUUGAAGUUACACUUUACUGAGUGCACAGAAGAUUUCAUAUGGACACAAUAUGAAACAGUAUCUUUAUAAAGUUAAACACGUCAGUAUAGUCUUUGUUACUAAAUUAUGUCCCAGGUCUGUUACACAAGAUCUGUUAUUCAAGUUUAAAGUGACAAGCAUGUCAUAGCAUAUUUUAGAAACAGCGAUGACAGUUUGAUAUGUUUUUAGUCCUAUAAAACAACAAGAUUUUAUCCUGUGAUGCCAUCAAUGUGUCAGCAGCAAACUUUUAUAAGUGCAGUGUUGCUCAAACCUGUUUUUUGGAUCUGUUGCUUAUACAUAUUUCUAUUAUUGACGUUUAAAGCAAACUUAAUGCACAAAAACUGAAUCGGGUGAGUUCAUAUUAAUUGGCAAGAAAGUUAACUUGCUAUUUUUCACGGUUAUUCUUGUAGUGAUUUAGUCUACAAUAUGUUUUGAAGUUGUGAUUAAUGCUCAUAAAGUGACAUCCUAAAGUUGCUUUUGCCAAACUGACAGUUCAAAACUAAAAAUUUUGUAUUCCCUACACUGACAAAAAGCAGCAAAAUACUCAGUUCAAGAAACCUGAACCAGCAGAUAUUCUACAAACGUCAAACUAAACCCAUUUUUUUGGUCUAAAAAGUUUAGAAAACUAUAAACUUGACUACACCAGAUAUUUACCUAAAACAUGAGGUGACAGCUGUGAUAACUCGAUAUGACAUUCCUCUGAGGUCAAACAGAAUAAAAAUGUCUUGAGGAUGACAGGAAGAUAAAAGCUACAGACAUAAUCUGUUCAGGACCAUCUAUCAGUAUAUAAUCUUUAUAUACAUGCCCAUUUAUUUGAACUUUUAUGGUCAUCGUAAAACAAAACAAGCCAGACUGAUUAUACACCAUAUGGUAUCUAUCUACAAAAACAAGGUAUAAGUAUUAAAUAUAAAAACAUAAAUCGGCAGUAAGUUGCCUGUUUUUCUAACUGAAUGUAGGUGUUUGUGACUAACUGCAGAUGCCAGUUUUAAUAAUGUUACAGAAGGUUUUUAUUUCAUCAUUCUUACAGCAGCUGAUUUGAUUGACAGGCAUCCAACUUGGAGGUGUAAAGGGGGGGUGAAAAACUCCUGCUCAUCCUGACUGCAUAUGCAUUUCUCUCCUAUUAGAUGACAUUUCAGCCCUCAGGCCUUUUUCAAGAUCAGCAAACAUGACAGGCACACGACUUGAAACACAGGCCAGCUGCAUGAAUCAAAAUGACCCUGUGUAGUCUUUUGUUAUGAUCAAAAAUAGCAUCAGUCUCCAGUCACUGAGGAUUUCUUAUCCAAGUAUUAAGCCGGCUGGCAUGUGGAGUAUUUUUCAAAGCUGCUUAAACACACAACAGAGGAAUAAGAAGCUAAUGAAAGCAGCAUUUCACAAACUUAUUUGGAUAUUUAUAUUAUCGAUGCAGUACAAGUGCGUCAUACUUUACAGUUGCAGAGUAAAUCUUUGCUUUUUGCAUGUCAUCUAAACUCUAUCAGAAGUGCGUUAAAAGUGACUUUGGUAAGUACAAUCUAGUUUAAAUGAAUCAUGUAUGAUAUAUUAUUUAUUCUAGUUUUUUCAGGUGAUUUUUAAUUCUUUUAGCUCAAAGUGAAUACUGAAAAGGUUGAGCUUUAUUUUUCAAUAUAGUCGGAUGCUCCUGCAGGCAGAUACUGGGGCCAUAAGGUGAUGUGAGAACUGCUGUGAAGCCAAACAAUAAAUUACAUUAUCAGCAUUAACUUCCCGUCUGUUUGAAAUUAGUAUAAAAGACAGAACAUAUAAAGUAGAUAUUGGGGAUCAGAAAUGAAAAUGUGUAAAUUCAUUAUUUCGUGCAAAUUACAGUCUAAUCUAAACAGGGUUAUCUCAGCUAGCUACAUGUUUUAGGUGAAUUGUUAAUGAAUUGAUUAAAAAAAAAAGUGCAUUUGGUUAUGCUACAUAUUUCACGACAUGUCCCUUCAAUUUCAGGUGCACUACGUAACUGCAUUACUCUAUACAACAUGACGGAAAUCAUAUGAAACCAUUAACUUUUAGAUUCAACAUGGCUUUAUUGGGGAUGGAAAAACUCAGAAAAUUAUGAUGGCGAUAUCGACCUUGAGAGGGUCAAUGCUGAUAACGUCAAAGGACCAAUUCAUCCCCAGAAUAUACUGCAAUAUUUGAAAUCUAACCAACUUUUCAUCCAGAGUAAGGAGUCCAGCUGGGGAUUUUCUCGAACAGCGAGCUUCUCAAGAAAGUGAAAUGACCAAAUGUAAUCUUUAGUUUCAGUUAAAAUUUGCAUACUCUUCCUUUGAUGACACACAAUCGCCCAAAUAGGUUUGUGUGCUGACAUGUUCAGUAUUUCCAGAGCAUCAAGUUGUUGCAGAAACGAGUUUCAGGUGUGUGGAUGAGGCAUGGUUUCCUCAGUAAAUCAUUAAUUUAAAGUAAAGGUGGUGUCUUGGUUGCCCUUUAUCUUUUAUAACCUCUAUCAUACAAUAAGCAACAGAAGCAGAUGCAGUAUUUUGAUUGGUAAUGCUUGAUAUGGUUUUACAAUAAGAUAAAUUAAGAUAAACAGUUCUUAUGCGCAUGUGUUUCUAACAGCUAAUUUUCAUCUUGAUCGACCUUUAAAGCUUCUAACAGAGUGUGAGAUCUUUAAGUCUUUAUCUUAAACUUUUUUUCUUAUUCAAUGAGCUAAAAUGACAAAAAAGAGUUACAAAGAGAGAACAGUGGGGUCUAAAUUUUAGUUACUCGCUGAUAUUUCAGUAUUUACACACACUGAAGAAAAGUGAUGAUUAACCUUACCGACACUGUUUGCAAAAUUCAAAAACCUGUAAUAUCAGCCCCUCCAGCAACUCAAGCUAGUCUUAUAUUAAAACAAGCUCUUCCCUCUUCAUUAAAGCAGUCAGUGUUUACUGUAAGCUAACAUAAGCUAGCACAAAUUUGUUUCGUGUCAACAUUUACCGUCUUUUCUGCCAAGAGGAUGCCUUUGAGUGUCUCUUUAGUUCAGUUUUGUGUCCUGCAGCACAGUUCUUCCCUUCAAAGUACUGACAGGGUUUCACCAAUGAAUGAACUGUGCCUUUGUUGGCUUAUGUCGCUGAUUACAAACUGCGCCUGUGUCGGAUGAAAAGCAGUGGUUGGAGAUGUGCCAGUGCGGACAAUAUGUGUCUUUUUUUCUUAACAAUAAAAAGCUCCAAUUAAUGUCCUAAGCUGGUGACUCUUCACAUUCGAUAUUUUUCAUCCUAUUGUGUAUGCAAAAUUGAAGCCAUCAUAGAAAGCAGCUCAUUUAGUUAUGAGGCCAAAGACUAGAAGUAAAAUAAAUGUCUUUUCACACUUUUUUGGUGAUUCUCUCAUGCAGGUGCGGCAGGUAAUUGGUGUCUCUAAAUUGGCCUCGGGUGCAAACGUGAGGUCUCUCUGCUCUGUCAGGUGUUCUUACUGUCUUUAAACCUCGACAGCCUCCAGGCUUAAACGUCGGGAAUCUUAUUAAUGCUUUUGUAAAAUGCUUUUUUAACUACAGCUGCAGCAGAGCAGCUCAAAUGAAAGUAAAAUAAGUUAUCUUUUCUCCAAUUGUUGCUAUCUGUUCCACGUGAGUAAACUUUUCAUUGUCUCGACACAGUGGUAAAAAUGAGGAGCUCUCGGCUCCUUGUACAUGCCGAAUCUACAAGUGUUUGCCGUUGUGUAACUGUUGGUAUAAAUAGAAAUUUGAAUCAAUAGCAGCAUCUGAGAGUUUUGAGCUGCGCUGCCUAUCUGCUCUUCAAUCUGAGGAAACCGUGGCUCUUCCCUAACUGAUGCGUGGGAGGAGAGGAAUUAGUGCGAACUGUAAAUCACUUCUCUUUUAUUCUUCCUCAUGUCAUCUCAACAGUAUUUGAUUUCAGCGGGGAAUAAAUCAAAAUAAGGAAGUAAGACGCUGUCAAAGUGCUCUUUCAUUGUGACUAAAGAGCACUAAGCCUGUCUCAAAUGACACUAAAAUCAAUGUAACCGCAACCACAUGCCAGACAUCCUCUUUUUUUGCGAUGUGAUUUGUCUCUAAAUUUGGUCAAUGUUUUCCUCACAGGAGAUGUCAUCUUUGUGUGGCACCAGCAACGGCUGCCAGGACGCAGGUCAAGAGGUCGCAGAGAAACAGGCAAGCUGAACAUGACAGAGUAUUACCAGAGCUGAAUAUAUAUGAAAGGAUGCUUUAAACACACAACACACUUUAUACCCAUUUCUUUAUACUGAUUUAUCAGAAGCUGCUAUUAGGUUUGCAUUAACAGUGUAUAAAAUGAACAGUUCCUAUCAUCGACCAGAUAAAAUUACAAGGACAUAAUAUCAGAUGAGUCUUUUCUAUAUUUUUUUCAAGUCGCAAACCAAAACUGCAUUAGUCUGUUUAUCCAUGCCUUUUCAUUUCACUGAAAGCCUCAAGAGCUCUUACACAUAAACCUUUAUGAACAGGUGGCAUGGGCCCAGAUUGAAAUCUGACCUGCUAAUCUAGGUGCAAAUUCUCAAACUGUGAUUUAGAGAAGUGGGACUUCAGCUUAAAUCAACUAUUUAAACUGUGAUGUGAUUGGAUGGUAGUAGUUUUAUUUGAGUUUCAAUGUUGUUCAUCUUCUUUUUUUUAGUUUCCUGAACUGCAAAAUAAUCUUUGCACAUUUAUUUUCGGGACCAAAUGCUCAGAAAAGGAAUCAGUCUUCAAAAAUCGCACUCACUUUCCUGCCCACAGCUUAAUUGUAAAAGAUGCAUCUGCCAACGAGGCUAACAUGAACGAAAGUAUUAUUUUAACAGACCAUGUUCUGGAGUUUUGUUGCAAUUUGUCUUCAGACAAGCCUCCUCUUGAGUCCUUUAAGAGGAAAGCUUUGAUCAUUUAAAUGUCGCCAUGCUGGAUUCAAGCAUCUGUGUGGUACUCAGAUUUUGGUGGUUGGAGUGGACAAGAUUAGUGCUGACAGAAAGGGUAAAAAAAUUAUCUUCAUUCAUGUGUGCACACACACUUCAUGCCAACCCUAAAUAAGUCAGCGGCCUUACUCGACCAUCUCUGGACAUGCCCCCGGCUCUUGUGACUACCGGAUGAGUCAUAACAAAUAGUGGUGUAUGCAUGUGGUAAAUAGGAGGAGAUGUCACUUACGCAGAUGUGUGAGAGCUUGAGGAGCGGAUUUGCAUAGAUCAGGCUUUGUCUGUACAUGUUGUACUGUUUAUGAAUUUUCUUUAUUUGUGGGGUUUGUUGACAGUUAUCUUGAGACUGUUCACACAGCACAAAUUUCACUGGUACUGCGUGUCUCUGAUCUGAUACCAUAGAGACAAUGUCUAACUCCAACUCUUCUGAUAGUUUCUUGCUUUAAAUUGAUGUAAUAAACCUGCUGUAGCAUACAGAUAAACACAGGCUGCUAACAUGGCUCCACGGCCCAUCAUUUCUUGGUGUGCUGAUGUUGGUCUAAAGUGAAGCGAUUGGCCUGUGUGGAUGUGCGACUUAUAUAUCGGUGCAGCCCUGCCUCACUGAAAGCUUUACUGCAGGAAACACAAAAGACUUGUUUGCUUUUGCAGGUCAUGAAGAGGCACGACCUUUUCAUGACCUGAAUUUUGUAACCGUUUUCUGUUUGUCACAGGAGAAGGAGCAUCCUCGCGUGCUUAUCCCAGAGUUAUGUCGACUCUUCUACCGCCUAGGCUGGGUGACGGGGACAGGCGGAGGGAUCAGCCUCAGACGAGGGUUUGUAUGCUGAUGGAUUUAUAUCAGACCAAAAACGCUCAGUUCCUUACCUUUGGAUACCUGUCCCUGACUGAAAAAUAUGAUUGAAACGUUUUCAUAUAGUUUUCCUGAAGUAUACAUAAUAUUCGAAAACCCUACUACACACUAAACGUUGUGGAGACUGUAGCUAAAAAUGUGCAGCAAGGCUGAUGUGAGGUCACUUUUAUCAGUUUUGACAAUGUGUGCAAAAGAGGGUUAUGACAAAGGCCACAGUUUGUCAGUAAUGAAACAGAAUUCAAAGCGAAGGCUUUGACAGGUUAUUACAAACAUCUUUGAACUUUGUUGUUGUGGAUGGCAGCCUCAGAGAAAACAUCACCCAUUAGCAAAUCCUUGUUUGAAUGGCAGAUGCUUAUUUAAGUAAGCAUUAGGGGGUUGAAGAAAACGAAAAUAAAACAAAAUAAAAUGUACUGCUCUCCACUCUGUGUUAGCUUUAUUCACCAAAUAAACUCUUACUUUCAAUUGAGGGGAGAAUUUUCUGUUGUCUUGUUCAGAUACUUCACUUCUAAAUUCUGAAAACACACAGUUUAGUGCUCAGCUGUUAUAGUCGAGGCAGGCAGAGUGGGAGUUCUCAUAACAGUAUUUUAGUAACUAUUUUACAAUUUUUAAGGCCAAAUGUGAAGGCUUUAUGUACCUUUUAAAUUCUGAACCUAAAGCUAUUUCCCUUUGUUUAGUUAGAAUCAUCAAGUUUAAGGAACUUGUACUAUACUUCUUAUAACUUAAUAAGCUUUGUGGAGUUCCAGUUCGAUUCUUAACACUCCACAAUUCGAGAGAAUAAGUCAUCAAUAGAGGGGGUGGAGCAAGUGUCAAACUGGCUGUAAGUAAUAGGUCUGUUAGUACCUCAAAGUUAUCAGUGCUACCACAGACUGUCCUCAACUGCUGUUCAGAUAGCUGGCAGGGUGGGGUACACUUCUGCAUAUGAACUGCACAUUGCUGAACCCAAUCGGAAGUCUUCCCAAAGGAACACAGUUUAAACAGUUUUCCAUCAAUACACUGGUACAAUUCAUAUUCCAGGUUUUACGGUAGUCUUAAGUCACAUUGAUGGUCCCAAUAUAAUGUAAAUGUACCAGAAAUGGAGCAGAAUUUUAGUUCAGGCAAGCUCAGCCCACAGUGCUUAUUCCCUUAAAUCCCAUAAUACACAGUUUUAGUCUGUUCUCUCCUGCUGCACCCCAGCUCCUCCUUUAAUGACAUGCCUGCUCAUAUCAGUGUCACUGCUCUGUUUUGUACCCCGUCUGUCUUUGCUGAUGCUCUCCCUGCCUUGGCUUUUAAUGUACUAUGCACAUGACAGAGAGGGGAGGGGCAGGGAGCUCUCAGAGCAGAGUCUAAGUGUCAAAUUACCAACUGCAUGCAAAUGACAAACUCUCUGUAAUGAGAGGGGUCCUGGCUGAAUUGUGGCUACUGGUGCAUUAUUUAUAAAAAGUUCUCCUGCUCAGGUGCCUCACAGCUGCUGAACCCUCUUAAAAUUGGGCAUUAACAAAAGAUGGAGAUAUUUAAAUCAUGAGGUGGUCCAAAAAGACAGCAGCUUUGGAUACUUUUCACACAAAAUUCCAACAAGUGUAUAUUUAUUUUCAGUGAGUGCAGGUUUGAAUUUUUACUUCUGAAGGCCUUUUUUUUUCUUUAGCUCUAGUUCGACUCAGGAAUGACUCAGAGCCUGAGGCAGCCUCGCCAAACCUGACACAAAAAAAAAAAUCAAUAAGCUACUCCUUUAAACUCCUUGAUAUGCUUUUUUUCCUGCAAGAUAAAGAAGAAUACAAUGGCUUUAUUCUCUACUUUCUAUUGGGGAACGUUAAGGCUUUCAACAUUUGUGUAACAGUAUGAUCAUUGUGGAGGUUUCAAGGGGUUCGGGGCUAUCUUAUUAAAACUAAAGAGCAGUCCAUCAGGCUUUCUGUUCAUUAGGGGCUGCAGGAAAUACAAUUUUGCACUUUUUUUUUUUUGGUCGCAUGUGUGGGACAUCUUGACUCAUCUGGUAGUUUUUGAAAUACAACAGUGCAUUUCAAAAUGAGAAAACAACCUUAAAAAAGGAUUUUGAGCUGAAAAAAGAAAAAAUAUGACUCAUGCAAUACCUGCAAAAAGUCCAUGCUAAAAAGCUGCCCUUGGGGAUUUAAUCAUGCGUGGAUGGCUGGAGAAGCUAUACUGAGAGUUUUUAAAGUUUCUGUUGGAGGAAUAGAGAUUCAAGUCAUUAAAAUAUGCAGAAAUAUGCUCUGUGAGGCAAAGACAGAAAAGAGUUUUUAGCCUUAUGUGCAGUGCAAGACCCCAACCUGUCCUUCAUAUUAAUAACAUUUUGUGUAACUCACAGAGAGCAAAUCUUCAUCGCACCAUCAGGCGUCCAGAAGGAGAGAAUUCAGGUGAGUCGGUUGUUAAAAUCAGUCCUGAUUGAGCAGCACCUGAGAAAAUAAAAGAAGUGUAUUACAGUGAGUUUAUGUAUGUGCUUCACAGCCAGAAGACAUGUUUGUGUGUGAUGUGGAGGAGAAAGACAUCAGCUGCCCUCCUGCCUGGAAGAAGUUAAAGAAGAGCCAGUGUACACCUCUUUUUAUGAAUGCUUAUACUAUGAGAGGUGAGUCAUUCUUACACAAACCACCAAUUAUCUUUAACUGAGUAAAUGCAUGUUUGUAUCCUGUCAUUUCAACCUGUGUUGUACAACCACACAGUGACAGAAAUGUGAACUGAUGCACUCCAAAUAGCUCAUCGUUCUCCAAAUGCUAAUUUGCACACCUUUUAAUUGAAUUGACGUGGUUUAUGUUAUGAUUAUGAAAGUAAUGCUUUGUUAGGUGAGGUCAAAGGCUGCGUUGUGCCAUCAAAUUAAAGCAAGAUGUGACAAAACAUACAUGCUUUACCAUAAAUCAGGUGUUUUUUCUCUGAAAGUAUAUACAAUUUAAAAAUAACAAAAGGUAUUCUUUCCUGUCACUACUCAAAAUGUAUCACUCUGCUAGCAAAUCUGACAGAAGUCCUGCAUGAUAGACCUGCUUUAAUGCAGCAAAAACCAUAAUCAAGAUAGUUUUUGUUGGUAUGGACAGAAUUAUAAUUAAACAGCAUUACUUGUGGUUUGUGCAACUUCUUUAAAACUUUCAAACUCCUUCAUCUUCAAAAAAAUCAUGGAAGAAAAAAAUAAAUCUGUUUUUCCUCGUUCUUCCCUAAAGUUUGCCUCUCUGUCUAACUGAAUGAUAUACAUCUUAUAAAAAAAUCUGUACAUUACAUUAUAGCACUGAGCCCAGACCAUGCAUGAAUUUUUCACUUCACCAAAGAGCUUUGACCUAAUUUUGAUGAUUUGACGGCUCACUAAAUGAAGUGUCAGAUCCACUUUUAGUCGAGUAUUUUCACACUUUUUUUAAAACUGAAGGAUUGAAGCUCUUCUAUCACAUUCCAGCUAUUUUAUCACAGGCUGCAGGUCUGACAAACUAUUCUGUUAACACCCUCUAUAAUGUCAAGACUUGAGCUUGCAUGUUACACCCUCGCGAUCACUGCAGCCUCUCUGUUGUCGUGUUCAUCCUGUCCCUUGGCUUUUCAUACACAGAUACACACAGAAACCAGCCUCCCUCAGCUCCUCUCCCUGCUUUCCUCUCUCAGUCUGUGGCUGUUUAAUAGUUUAUACCACUGCUGUGCAUCAUGUGGAAGAUACAACGCAAAGUACGAUCCACAACUUCCUGGUGCUCCUUAACUCUGUUGCACAUCGAUCUGAAAUAAUAAAGAAGUUAAAGUGAGAGUUGCUUAAGGGCAGUGUCAGAGAAUAUGUUCUGCUAUGAAAGUAGAGAGAAAAAAUGGGGACAAAACAAUAUUCUGAUUUAUUUUGUUCAAUUAGUUGCCCAGCCCUGCAUAUGUUAAGAAAAACAAAAGGCAUAGAUAAACAAUGUGAUAUCAAUAAGAGAUGUGGUACAUAAACAAAUACAAAAGACUGUGUAUUAGAUUAAAUAACUGAUUUAAGACCAAUACAAAAAGCUUUUUAUCAUGACUAAACGAUCACCGAUUAAUCUGAGGUUAGCAAACAGCCAACUCAGCUGCAUCAAGUAGUGUUAAAGUAUGUCCAUGAUACCCAAACCUUGAUUUAGCAGGUAGAAUUUACAUGCGGUGUGAUCAAACAUAGCUUGUAUGAAUUAGAAAACUUCAUUUAUUUCAGCACAUUUAAAUUGCUGUGAGGUUUUGAUUGCACCUGUUCACUUUGCAAUAUUUGUGAUUUGUCGUGCAGCCCUACCCUCUUCUUCUCCCCGCUAGAGUUUGCACAUUUUGCCACGCUGAUAAUGAAUCAUUUUAGAUUAUGACACAUUUAUAUCUACACAAAUUAGAACAAAUUGAAUAAAUCACUCAAAAUAUUUUGCACCUCAAUGUCUGAUCAUUUGUCUUUUCAUGUUCAAAAUGCUCAGCUCAGAAAGACCAGCGGACCACUCUAAAAACAAAAAACAUCUUUCUCUUUUGCUAAAAUACAGGCGCACAGGCAGUCAUACACACCCACUCCAAGGCUGCUGUCAUGGCAACACUGCUGUAUCCUGGCAAAGAGUUCAGGAUAACACACCAGGAGAUGAUCAAGGGGAUCCGUAAGGGCACCUCAGGCACUAACCAUCGGUAUGUAAUCAGAAAGCAAGGAUUAGUCAAGUCUAAACAGUUGAGAUUCAUUUUCAUCAGUCAGACAUGUGGUGCUUUUUAGACUUUCGAUUAUGGAGGUAUCACGGCAGCCGAAAAACAAAAUAUCACAGCUGCAACCCAGUUCAAAUGGAAAAUAUGGAUCUCUUGUGAUUCAUGACUGAAAGAGUGUUAGUCCUCUCUCUGAGCAGGAACAUUGCACAUGGGACAGGACCCUGCUGAAACAGUCUUUGAACACAUUCUCCUCGGUAAAGGCUCACAGUCCGUGAUUUAUUGACUGUUAAAGAAAGCAGGAUAAAGUUUUAUAUUCAGAAUCACCACUUAAACAUGCACAGGAAAUGAUCAGUAAAGAUAUGAGGCAUUAAUGCUUUAUCCACAGGGGGGUUUGAAAAUGGAAGUAAACCAAAUGUUCCUCUCAGCAGCUGUAACAUGAAUUUUCUUAUCUAAGCUUCAGUGAAAUGACUUUCAGCUAAAGGGCCAAACCCUCAAAGUCUGAACCCUCUCUCUCUCUCUCUCUCUGAGCAUGCUGAAAUAAUGCUCUGGAGGAGCGAGGGAGAAAAGACUGGUCUGAAGAAGAGGUCUGAAUAUGCAAAGCAAACAUCCUCUUAUCUCUUAUCUUGUUGUUAAAAAUGUCUCUUCACUGCUAAUGGUUGAAGAUAGGCGUAAUCACAUUUACUGGUCCAAAUAACAUCACUUUGGUUAGUCAUAUGUUUUGAGCUUUCAGUUUCAGAUUUCCACAACAUAGAUUUAGACAUUUUCAUGGAAUUAUUCUUCAUGGAAAACUCUAGUCAGUCAGUUGUUAGCAGCCAAAAUGUGGAAAUUCAAAGUUACAUUCUUCAUAUCUGGGCUGAUUAAACAUUUUGGAUUCCUGGGAUCAAAGUUAUGUUUCAAUGAGACUGUAGAUAUCUGAAAGGUUUUCACUGAAAGAAUUCAAUUUUAGAUAUCCACACCGUUCUUUUUGGAUUGGAAGAAUGUCAUUGUGGAUUUAUGAAAUGCUUAUUUUUGAAUAGGAAGAUCUAAAUUAAAGAUACCUCUAAUCGACAACAAGAGUAGCUAACACAGGUUACAUGAGCUUGCCUUGGAAAGCCUGGCCUGGUUCUGACAAAGAAAAGAGCUCAUCUUAAGGUUAUGAACAAACUAAUGCCCCAAAACAAAAGUUUAUGAAGUACUCUGACAGACAAAGCAGAGUAAAUACUAAUUAAAACAACAGGGGAGAAAUGAGUGCUAAAUCAUAGCAAAUAAAAGGGCAGGAAGAAUAUCAUUUACGGACAAUGAAGACUUCCAGAGGAGAAAACAAGGGGAAACAAAAGGCAAUGUCACAUAAGAAUAAAAACAGAUAAGAAAAAGAAGAGUGAUGACAUAAAAAUAAACAAAAAAGUAAAUAGAUCAAAUGUAGUUGAUCAAAAAGAGUGAAUGGAUGGGACAGAGUAAGACUUUCAAACAAAUGAUUUAAUUGAAAGUAUUAAUUCAUGAGUUUUUAAAUAACUUAAGUUUAAAUUGAGAAGUGUUUGAAAAAGUAAAAAAAAAUGUAUCCAGUGAUUUCAGUGAUCUCCAUAUUUAUUUUUUCACUGAAGAGUAGUGGGUGAUGGUGGUGUACUGAAGUGUUUUGCUCUAUAUUUUGUCUUCUUUAUUAGCAAACAUGAAAGGAGCAAAACAACAUCAAUACGAUGCUGUCAAGUGCAAUAUCAACACCUGCUACAGCUGCAAUAACUAGUUUUAAGAACAACAAUACUCACCUGUCUGACCAUGUCAGUGAAAACUGACAAGGUAAAAUUAUGGUGCAGCUGAUGUGUUGGGCUGCAUUAGAGUGUUUAUAAUAUUAAAUGUGGUUCCUCUAAAAACACAAAAAAAGGAAAUAAUGAGCCAAAAAAACGCUUGAGGAGAUUAUGUGCAUUUAUAAUCAUGAUAAUGGUAAAAAGAAUAGAGGAGUUUUUGUCAUUGAAAUUUGUGCUUAAUGUCAGAGAGGACACCGUUUGAUUUCUAUGUGUGGUGUUUGUAUUUUUGUUCUGGCUGAUCUACUGAGGACUAUCAAAGAGAUCAUGUUUUUUCUGUAUUAGUUCGUAAGUCAAGGUGGACUUUCUGCAGGUUAGUCCGGCUUCCACUAGAUUUAGUUCAUUUUGUCAUAAAAGCCAGUGUCUCCAACACUGUCUUGAACUCAUCAAACUUUGUAAAACGCAAAGUUUCAGAUCAAGUACGUGAAGUGUUCAGUGCUAUCACAUACUUUUUAAUUCUGACAUUUGAAAAACAUUUUGAUUUAUUUCUGUUACUUAAUAUGUGGUUAUGACCUCUUUGUGCUUCAAUGUGCCCUGUCUUGCCUCCAGUUUCUGUAUUACCCUGAUUCAAAUCACAGGCUGGAACAUGCGAGUCCUUUUCACUGAGCGGCUCUGCACAACAAAGGCUCGGUGCCCCAAUUUUUGUUUGAUGAAAUCACAUAAAAAAAAUAAAAAACCUCUGUGCUGCUUUAUACUUCACUUUUAUGCACAUUGUGAAAUAAUGCUUUUAGUGGUUUUGAAUUGCCUCCUAUUAUUUAAGGGUUCCACUUGACAACUUGGCAUUGAUUGAAACGCCUGUUUGGAAUAACAUUAACAGUUCAAAGAUACAACAGUGUGCUAGUUGCUCAUAAUUGUGGCAGAGGACAAAAAAGGAAGCGCUGCAGAGGGUUUAGAUUGAUCCUGUGGUUAGAGCUGGAGAGAAGCUGUGAAGAGUUUGUUCAAUUACAGCAGUAACGUGAUAAUUUUGUUGGUUUCGAUAAGUAAUUCAACUGGGAAAUGUCAAAAAAAGUAAAAAGUGACACCCUCAGUUUGCUUGUUUUGUUUCUCUUACACUCAGAAACAAAGGUGAUUAAUCCCAGUGGCAUAAGACCAGAAAAACCCCAGCAGAUUUUAACAUUCAAGAUACCAAAAUCAGGAGAGAUUCAAAGGGUAUUAUUUCUUGAUAAAGUAGUGUAAUUUGUCUUUCUUUGAUCUGAUUGCCUGGGAUCAGGUAACUGUAGACUGCAGUGACUUUGAGAGCCUCUCUCUGACAGCAACCUGAUGGCCAAAGUGCAUGCCUUCGAAUAAUAAGCCUGGGUUUAAUUUGAGGGUUUCUUCCCUGCAUUGAUCCAGGUACGACGAGACUCUGGUUGUGCCUAUUGUUGAAAAUACACCUGAGGAGAAGGACCUGAAAGACCGGAUGGCUUUUGCAAUGGAGGAAUACCCAAACACGUGUGCUGUGCUCGUCCGCCGACAUGGUGUCUACGUCUGGGGCGAGUCGUGGGAAAAGGCAAAGACUAUGUAAGUGUUUAAUACUUUUUAAAACUACACCAGUCUCAUUUUAUUUCACACUUACAUAACAAGCAGAAAAACAUAGAUUCACAUUUUUCUUCACAAUUACUGAAGUUGUGUUUUGUCUUAUAGGUGUGAAUGCUACGACUACCUGUUUGACAUUGCUGUUCGUAUGAAGCAGUGCGGACUGGACCCGUCAGCCCUCCCCACGGAAGAAAAGGGAAUAAUAGCCUGACAUUCUCUAUUGCUUUUUGAAAGAGACAUUUGUAGCAGAAAGGUCAGUGGAGUUCAAUCAGGGGAGCUGAUUGUAAUCAUUUUCCCUUUCACGCCAGCCUGCUUCAAAUACGAUGAAAUUUGAUGGUAAGGGCAGAUUCGAGGUUGGAGGAGAUUGAAUGCCUGUGAUCCGGAAGCACCUGGAGGUACGCUGCAAAGCACUGUGGGACAACUCGUGAGUGAGCAGCCAUCAAAUAAAAGGUCUUCAGGUUCAAAUGUGUUCCUAUUCAGGUUUGACUGCACUAGAAUCAAGGUCUCAGCGUAUGUCAGACAUGAACAUACUUUGCAUCUCAAUUGACCUGAAAUGGUGAUGAACUGCCUUUGCUUCAAUCAAUAAAAUGAAUAAAAUGUAGACUGUGGGUUACA
This is a messenger RNA of Xyrichtys novacula (pearly razorfish), 14740 nucleotides long. The record is from the annotation of a GenBank genome assembly. Lineage: Eukaryota; Metazoa; Chordata; Actinopteri; Labriformes; Labridae.